ACUGCCGCCGCCGCCGGGAUCUGCGGUUCGCCGCCGCACAUUCCACACGCGGCCCAAACAGCCUCGCUCUUUCAAAGACCCCUCUUUCCGCCUUUCUUUUCUCCUGAGGCUCUUGGAAAAAUUGGAGAAGGCUUAAAUACAAAGUAAAUCAACUUUCAUGGAGAUUUCGAGGAUUUAAAAGACUAAACAGGACGUCCAUCUUGCAGCGAAAGUGCGUGUUCCAUUAGGCAUGUGGAUUUACCCCGUAGCCUUCUUUCUCCCCUCCCACCCCCCCCGCCUUCACCGAAGCGGAUGAAAACAAACAGUGACGAUGGCGGCGCCAGGAAGCGACCGGCUGCUGGGCGUGAGGCAGGAGUGAUCGCUUGACCAGUGAGGGAACCCCUGAAGAGCGCCGGUCGACGGGACUGCGACAAAUCGCGCGAUCUUGGGAGCAAAACGCCCGAGGCCUGCGAGCCAGGAGCCUCCUGAAGCGUGAGGUAUCUGUCUGCGACGUGUGCUGUCACUGCAGCCCCGGAGCGCGGAACCCUCAGCCAGCGGCGCGGCUGGCCGGUCCCAGGCUCAGGCCUUCGUAAUGAGAGCCCCGAGCCUCUCUGUGUGCCGCAGCUUCGCAGUGGAACGACCUGUGGAAACCAGCGAUCCAUUCUCAUUAAAUUAAUCUCUGGAUUCCUAUAGGCAAUGGAAACUGAUCUCAAUUCCCAGGACAGAAAGGACCUGGACAAGUUUAUUAAAUUUUUUGCCCUUAAGACUGUCCAAGUGAUUGUCCAGGCUCGACUUGGUGAAAAGAUUUGCACCCGUUCAUCUUCAUCCCCAACUGGUUCAGAUUGGUUCAAUUUAGCAAUCAAAGACAUCCCAGAGGUUACACAUGAAGCAAAGAAGGCACUGGCAGGGCAGCUGCCUGCUGUCGGAAGAUCUAUGUGCGUGGAGAUCUCACUCAAGACUUCUGAGGGAGAUUCCAUGGAGCUGGAAAUAUGGUGUCUUGAAAUGAACGAAAAGUGUGAUAAAGAAAUCAAAGUGUCCUACACGGUGUACAACAGACUGUCAUUGCUGCUGAAAUCUCUCCUUGCUAUAACUAGGGUGACACCAGCCUACAGACUCUCCAGAAAACAAGGGCAUGAAUAUGUCAUAUUAUACAGGAUAUAUUUUGGGGAAGUUCAGCUGAAUGGUUUAGGAGAAGGCUUCCAGACAGUUCGUGUUGGGACAGUGGGCACCCCUGUGGGCACCAUCACUCUUUCUUGUGCUUAUAGAAUUAACUUGGCAUUCAUGUCUACCAGGCAAUUUGAGAGGACCCCACCUAUCAUGGGGAUUAUUAUUGAUCACUUUGUGGACCAUCCCUAUCCCAGCUCCUCUCCCAUGCACCCCUGCAAUUACAGAACUGCUGGUGAGGACACUGGAGUAACAUAUCCAUCUGCGGAAGACUCUCAGGAAGUAUGCACCACUUCUUUUUCCACUUCUCCUCCGUCACAGCUAAUGGUUCCUGGGAAGGAAGGUGGGGUACCCCUUGCUCCCAACCAACCUGCCCACGGCGCCCAGGCUGACCCAGAGAGAUUGGCAACCUGCACCCCUUCUGACGGGGCCCACUGUGCUGCCACACCUUCUAGCAGUGAGGAUACUGAAACCGUAUCAAACAGCAGUGAGGGACGGGCCUCCCCCCACGAUGUGUUGGAGACCAUCUUUGUCCGAAAAGUGGGGGCUUUUGUCAACAAACCCAUCAAUCAGGUGACUCUGACGAGUUUGGACAUACCUUUUGCCAUGUUUGCUCCCAAGAAUUUGGAGCUGGAGGAUACUGAUCCCAUGGUGAAUCCUCCAGAUUCCCCAGAGACGGAGUCUCCUCUCCAAGGCAGCCUGCACUCUGACGGCUCCAGCGGGGGCAGCAGUGGCAAUGCCCAUGACGACUUCGUCAUGAUUGACUUCAAACCAGCUUUUUCUAAAGAUGACAUUCUUCCGAUGGAUUUGGGGACCUUCUAUCGUGAGUUUCAGAACCCUCCUCAGCUGAGCAGCCUCUCCAUAGAUAUUGGAGCACAGUCCAUGGCCGAAGACUUGGACUCGUUACCAGAGAAGCUGGCUGUGCACGAGAAGAAUGUUCGAGAGUUUGACGCCUUUGUAGAAACCCUGCAGUAAAAGUGUCCUGGAGGACACUUUUAGUAGCAUCCCCCUUUUGUGGCCCCAGGGGACAGAGAGCCUCGCGUGCAUUAGCUGCUCCCAUCCCUCAUCCUGCUCCAAGCCAGAUGGAAGGGAGGGUGGUUCCCCCAUGGGGACCCAAAAGUCUCUUGCUCUUGGACGUCCUGGAAACCCCUUGGCGGCAGUCACCCCAGUACCAGCGUUUGAGAGGACUCACCCUCUGGCCUUGGAGGGGGAGAGACCCUUUGUACAAAGGGGCCCUCAGCAGAGCCAUAAUCAGCUGCUUCACAAGGGUGUCACCCUGUUCCUCCUGCUGCCAGCCCCCUACCUGGGCCUGCCCUGAAGCUGGCCCCUUGCCUGCCUGCUGUUGCCAUCAACCAUUUGACAUUCCAACUGGCGGCCCAGAAACUGGUGCGGAGGCAGAAAGAGGAAGGAGACAGUGCUGGGAGGAAGGAGGAGAGGGACUUUUAGGUUUUUCGUUGUCUCUUUCACCUCCUGCUAGCUUCUUCCUCUUUCUGUCCCUCUCUCUGCCACCUGUGCCUGUACUUCUGGCAAUAUGACAGGCCUGCCUUCCCAAGAUAGAACUCCAAGGCCAGCCAUUCCCACCUGAAGGUGGUGCGGCCCUUCCUAGGGGGUCAGAGCAGCUCUAGGGGAUGCCUGUGCUCAGCUCCUCAGCAACACGGGAAACAAACAGAAUCCUGUGUCUCUAGGAUUCUGUCACCGGGAGUCAUGACAUAGUUUCUCUUUCCUUCCCCAUUGCUGCUCCUUGGUUAUAGAACAUGGUAAAUAUUUAUUACUUUCAGAGAAUUCAGAUAUUUUAUAGAGAAGAUACGUUUGAGGUUAGAUGUUUUCACUCGGGGAAGGUGGGGGGCCUCUUCCCGGGACAGAGGCCUCCUCCUGUGGAGGCUCUUCAGAGUCUGGGCUGCUGCUCUGAGGAUCUUCUUUCAAGGCUAGGGCUGGCUGAGGGCCACAUAACCUCCUAGAACUGCUGCAUUUGAGCUGACAAAGGCUUAACCCCAGACACUGACAUGUUCCUGGUGAGAGCUGUACAUCUCCCACGGCUUCUGCAGAGUGCCUGACUCCAUUCUGGCUGCCCAGGAAGUCUUGGGUGCUAAAUGUGAUGACCACAUGUAGUGCCCAAGGAACUUUGUGUGUCCCUCUCCUGCUGGGAUACUUGUUCCUGAUCCUUGGCACUGGACUACAGAGCUUUUCCUCCUGCUGCAUAGGCCUAGCCACCACCUCCCUUUAGUCCCUGGGUCUGUACACUGCCCUGGGGUUUACUAGCUAGAUUGGCUCCUUGUUGAGAAACCAAAGCUGGGCAUGUGAUUGACUUAACCUUUCAGGUAUUGUUACUUGAAUAAGUCAAGUGCCUAGCCGCAGCCGCCUCCCUUCUGUCCUCCAGCCUCCCUGGCAGCCCUGACCGUGGAAGCUAGGCCUGGCCCGCCUAGGGUACUCAUUGGCGGCAGCUGUGCUUCAGUGGAGCAGGUGGCUCUCAACUGCUUGUUGGUAAACUGCAUGUGACAUUGUUCCAUCUACAAGACCUCUGAGGGCCAGGGCAGGCUGCUCUGGAGGGGAGCCCUGGCCCUGUGCAUGCUUCAGCUGCCACAGAAAAAUGUUCCCAGCAGUGGUGGCCAGCUCCUGUCUUUGGGCCAGAGCUCAUGUGUGGCCUGCUGAACCAGAUACACCCCAAAGCCCCAGCCCUGAGAGGGGAAAGGCCCCUGGUAGAUUAUUGAUGCCUUCCCACCACCCACAUCGCAACUGCUGCCCUCUAGGUCCUUGCACAGAAAGGCCUGCUGGCCACCGUCCAGAGCAGUCCUCUUUGACGCCCUGUUGGCCUCUGUGGGCAGCAGCCUUUCACCAGGCCCCACCCAUGAAGAGGCCAGGGAGGCUCCGUCCUGACUUUGAGCCGACCCUGGGAGGAACAAGGCAACUGUCAGGCUGGCCCUUGCCCCUCGGCCCUGUACCGUAACAGGUAUGAGCCCUAGACUGACUCUUGCAGCACCCGGGGAUAGGCUGGGACCAGCCAUCUGUCUCUAGGUGGCAGAGUCCCUCCUCCUCCUCCUCCAGCCUACUUUGUUUGGAAAUACUGAGCUACACUUCAAAAUGUAUUCAAGAGAUUUCCAAUAAAAUUUUUUCUGUACUUUACA
Molecule: messenger RNA, 4265 nt
Organism: Propithecus coquereli (Coquerel's sifaka)
Lineage: Eukaryota; Metazoa; Chordata; Mammalia; Primates; Indriidae
Gene: ATG13
Product: autophagy related 13
Exons: 17
Coding region: 676-2118 (480 amino acids)
Biological process (GO): piecemeal microautophagy of the nucleus; mitophagy; protein localization to phagophore assembly site
Cellular component (GO): Atg1/ULK1 kinase complex; cytosol; phagophore assembly site
Source: RefSeq, a predicted model, not a curated record